AUGGCGCCACGGAAAUCAACGUUGACCGACUGCACAGUGUAUGUACAAAAGCCGUGUAGUGAUGAGGGGAGCAUUAGGGCCAGACCAGCCAAAUUGGUGUCUGUUUCAUCGAUGGUGGGAUCUGUUAAUCCCCUUGGAACAGCCUCAGCAUCGAGGUGGAGGCAAGAAGCUCAUGAUCUUUUUGGGCUCAAAAGAUUGGCAAGAAAUUACUUUAAAAGUGGUGAACUUCAAACAAAAGAGGAUCUGUCUGUCAAUGGAUCACAUCAACACCGGGUUAAAAUUUCUGGCUCACCAAGAAAUUAUCCUCUAACCGGUACGAUGAUCAAAGUUGGGAAUCGCCUACCCCAGAAGAGACAAAAUUACUCCAUUUCAAUUGAGUCACUGGCAGAUCAACCAUUGAAUAACGGUGGAAGCACAAAGAAAAAACAGUAUACUUUAGCGGAUCGCACUAAUUUGAUAUCGUGCGAUGCCGCUGGUUUUAAGGCAUCUCGAGAACGGACUUUUCAUGACGCAAGUGUUUCUGAUGCCUGCAAUUUCGAGGUUGGACCCGCAAUGACUGACCUUCGGACACUUGAAACUGGGAGGGUUUUACAGCUCUGCAAUUUACCGAAUGAUUGUGGUCUUGGAAGUUUGCUUUCUCAAAUCACUGGCGGCCCGCUUGAACAAAUUGAUGUCUUUAACGAUCCGGAAGACCAGUCGGUCAUCAAAGCAAUACGAUUUCAAUUUGUUUCGGAUGAGAGUGCGCAAAGAUUUAUGCUUCAUGGUCAGUCUGAACACUUGCACAUUAACGGACACAUUUUGAAGCCCGAGUGGGUCUCGCCUUUCAAGACUUAUCAGUUAAACGGGAAGCUCGAAGCACAAAAAGAUCAACUGCUCGGACUUGGCGCUGGUGCUAAUACCAUCGAGAAUGCACCACGCCGGUGUAUAAUUGUCAAGAAGACAGGUCACAAAGAACACCUACGCUCCCGCCAAAUGUCCUCAAAAAAAUUGUGCGAGUUUGAUAUUGGCGAGCUCAAGCGAGAUUUUGCCGAGUUUGGAAGAAUAGCCGAGGUUACACCAAUGAUAUCACGUAAACUUUGUGUUUCUAUCAGCUAUUUUGACGUUCAAUCUGCAAUGAAUGUCAUAGCAAGCUAUGAGAAUCCAAGCACGUACAUGAACAGGAAGUACCACAGGGAGUGGUCAAUAAAUUAUGGUCGCGACAUCACAGAAAGACCUUGCUAUAUGAAGAUCUGA
Molecule: messenger RNA, 1233 nt
Organism: Lachancea lanzarotensis
Lineage: Eukaryota; Fungi; Ascomycota; Saccharomycetes; Saccharomycetales; Saccharomycetaceae
Gene: SSP2
Product: LALA0S01e03664g1_1
Exons: 1
Coding region: 1-1233 (410 amino acids)
Source: RefSeq, a predicted model, not a curated record